CAGCUGCUGUUUCUCCUCGUCGUCUGGGAAGAAAACUUUCACAUUAAGAGUUGCUGAUGCGGAUUUUCUUUCUUUCCCCCUCUCGGCGUUGAUGAGCGCUUGGCUCCUGACAGAAGCGAUUUGGCUCUCAGCUUUGUAGUUCGGAAGAAGUUGGGUCUAUAGAUUUUCCCCUCACUCUCCAUUGAUGUGUUGAGCUUCAGAGGGAAUAAUACCUUCACGUAAAGCAUGUUGCCUUCUCAAGGAGUCCUCCUGCAUCCCUAUGGCGUGCCUAUGAUCGUUCCAGCAGCCCCCUACUUCCCCGGACUGAUCCAGGGUAAUCAAGAAGCAGCAGCUGCCCCGGACACAAUGGCUCAGCCUUACGCAUCGGCCCAGUUUGCACCCCCCCAGAACGGCAUCCCCGCGGAGUACACGGCGCCUCACCCCCACCCCGCUCCGGAGUACACGGGCCAGACCACCGUCCCCGAGCACACGUUAAACCUGUACCCUCCCGCCCAGACACACUCGGAGCAGAGCGCCGCGGACACCAGCGCGCAGACCGUGUCCGGCACCGCAACACAGACAGACGACGCGGCACCAACGGAUGGCCAGCCCCAGACACAACCUUCUGAAAACACAGAAAACAAGUCCCAGCCCAAGCGGCUGCACGUCUCCAACAUCCCCUUCAGGUUCCGGGAUCCGGACCUCCGACAAAUGUUUGGCCAAUUUGGUAAAAUCUUAGAUGUUGAAAUUAUUUUUAAUGAGCGAGGCUCAAAGGGAUUUGGUUUCGUAACUUUCGAAAAUAGUGCCGAUGCGGACAGGGCGAGGGAGAAAUUACACGGCACCGUGGUAGAGGGCCGUAAAAUCGAGGUAAAUAAUGCCACAGCACGUGUAAUGACAAAUAAAAAGACUGUCAACCCUUAUACAAAUGGCUGGAAAUUGAAUCCAGUUGUGGGUGCGGUCUACAGCCCCGAAUUCUAUGCAGGCACCGUGCUGUUGUGCCAGGCAAACCAGGAGGGAUCUUCCAUGUACAGUGCCCCCAGUUCACUUGUAUAUACUUCCGCAAUGCCCGGCUUCCCGUAUCCAGCUGCCACCGCCGCGGCCGCCUACCGAGGGGCCCACCUGCGAGGCCGCGGCCGCACCGUGUACAACACCUUCCGGGCCGCGGCGCCCCCACCCCCGAUCCCGGCCUACGGCGGAGUAGUGUAUCAAGAGCCUGUGUAUGGCAAUAAAUUGCUGCAGGGUGGUUAUGCUGCAUACCGCUACGCCCAGCCAACCCCUGCCACUGCCGCUGCCUACAGUGACAGUUACGGACGAGUUUAUGCUGCCGACCCCUACCACCACACACUUGCUCCAGCCCCCACCUACAGCGUUGGUGCCAUGAAUGCUUUUGCACCCUUGACUGAUGCCAAGACUAGGAGCCAUGCUGAUGAUGUGGGUCUCGUUCUUUCUUCAUUGCAGGCUAGUAUAUACCGAGGGGGAUACAACCGUUUUGCUCCAUACUAAAUGACAAAACCAUUAAAACCUUCCAAUGUGGGGAGAGAGGAAGCUUUCCGAGGCCUGGGUAUUGCAAUACAUGCAGUAGUACAUCAUUUUAGCAGCUCUAAAAAUUAAAAAAGAGGAAAAAAAUUACAUUUUUUAUCUUAUACCUCAGAUAUUUUGUUCUGUGUAUUUUAAUAUUGUGGGUCUUUAAUUUCUGAAGGUUCCGUAGUUUGGUUGCUGGCUGUAGGAGUUUUUGUGGUUGAAAUAGAGAGAUGCUAGCUAUGAAUAAAAACUGGUUUAGGGCCAUAUCCAGAGUGCUAUAUCAUGUAAAUGAAUUAUAUAUGCUGAAUCUUAAGCUACUGGGGUUAUCAGCUGUCUGGGAAGAGUGUAAGUGACUACAAUAGUCAUUUUUUUCUGCAUCUGCAUUAUUUUAUUUUACGAGCGGGAAAGGGUGGGAGGGUCUUAGGGGAUGGGGACCGGGAUUUGGGCUAAAAGGAAACAUAAACUAGUAACUGAUGAAUCCAAACGACCCACUGCACCAACAAUCAUAUAUCAGCGGUUCUAAGUUACUCAUUGAGUUCAAGCCAAAGGUUAUGUUGUUAAGGGGGUGCUUCUCGAAGCACUUUGUGCAUCCAAGUUGAAUGAAGCUGUGCAAACCCACCCUUUAAAACCAUUCCACCUGGCAGUAUUCAGCUUCUUAACCAGCCGCUAGUUAUUUAGGCAAAAACUGCUAGUUAGGCCAUCAACAAGCAUUCUUUUUAUAUUUCUUCCAGUAUAAUAAAUUAUUGAUAUCAUUGCUGACUUUUAUAUUAUGGGAGGGAAAAAAAUAACAUUAAUAAAAAGGUGAUAAAAAGCACUGUUUCUAUUUUUUUCUUUUUUUCCAAAAAAAGAAAGUAAUAAAAACUUAAAUUCUUUGUACCAGUUAAAAAAAAAUGUAUAAAAUUUACAUCUGUGCAGUGGAGUUGUUAAGUUCUAGAAACAGUCUAUGAAGCUUUAGUUUUAGCCUAGUAGAACAACUGUUAGAGACAGAUGUAUAAUUUUUAUGGAAUUACAUGAUAAUCAUAUUCGGAUUUAUAGAAGCAUUUUACAAGUAUUGCAAUCAUUGAGUAGAGAUAAUCAUGGUAUUUUCAUCAGCUUGGUAAUUUUUGAAACAUGACUGUGUUGUGUGAGCAAUCUGCAAUUUUUCCGCCCGUGAGAGCCUGCCCUCCUCCUCUUCCUCGUCCCCAAGGAUUCUCUCAAACCAGUAUCUUUAGUUCUGUCUCCGAGGCCCAGGACACUUGUCAGAAGGAAGCAGAAAAACAAAACAAAACAAAAAAACAGUAGGUUCCACCCUCUUCAUCCCCGAAGAACUACGUCCCCCACUUCGGCAGCAGGGCCAGAGCGACACAGCCGAAAAAUUGCAGUUUGUCUGUACUUCUUCUGUUUGAACUCUUUCCAUGUUGUCCUGUUUACAAGUUAACCUAAGUUGGGGUAUCUGUCACGGGUCUUCCUGUUUUUGUAUUGAAAUAAAAAACAAAACAGCGGCCAGCCGCCUCCCGUAGUUCCGCCAUAGGUCAAUCUUCCGUGUGUUUGUGCAGUGCGGAGCCCUACCGCCCGCACUCCAGUAAAUUCUCAGCUCACCGCUGUGAACCCGCCAAUCCGCUGUAACAACUCUGCUUUAAAAAAACAAAACCAAACAAAACUUAAAAAAAAAAAAAGUGUUUGUGAUCCAGCUUUCUCUUGUCAUCCUAUGUGCAUGCAGUAAGAUCGGUUGGAUAUUAAACCAUCAAUAAAGUUUCACAAGAUUUGAAAACAAAGUUUCUGUAGCUUUGAUAUCUAAGACAGAUUCUCGUUAUCUGGAGAGGAGGAGAGAAGGGGGAGGGGGAAAUGCUUAGCAGCCAGAAGCAUGUCAAAUGUU
Messenger RNA from Nyctereutes procyonoides (raccoon dog), 3355 nucleotides. RefSeq names its product RNA binding fox-1 homolog 1 (gene RBFOX1). Gene Ontology annotation, biological process: regulation of alternative mRNA splicing, via spliceosome; nervous system development. Gene Ontology annotation, cellular component: nucleus; cytoplasm. The record is from RefSeq and is a predicted model, not a curated record. The transcript is spliced from 13 exons. The coding region runs from base 226 to 1482 and encodes 418 amino acids. Lineage: Eukaryota; Metazoa; Chordata; Mammalia; Carnivora; Canidae. Gene Ontology annotation, molecular function: mRNA binding.